Molecule: messenger RNA, 1655 nt
Organism: Balaenoptera musculus (blue whale)
Lineage: Eukaryota; Metazoa; Chordata; Mammalia; Artiodactyla; Balaenopteridae
Gene: GTF3C6
Product: general transcription factor IIIC subunit 6
Exons: 6
Coding region: 50-712 (220 amino acids)
Biological process (GO): transcription by RNA polymerase III
Cellular component (GO): transcription factor TFIIIC complex
Source: RefSeq, a predicted model, not a curated record
CCCGGCGGGCGGGGCCCACGGCUCGGAGGCCGCGCGGAGGAGCGGCGGCAUGGCGGCGGCGGCCGAGGAGCCGAGUCGGGGGUACUGGGACGAGGAGGAGGAGGAGGCAGAGCAGUUGGUUCUGGUGGAAUUAUCAGGAAUUAUUGAUUCAGACUUUCUCUCAAAAUGUGAAAAUAAAUGCAAGAUUUUGGGAAUUGAUACUGAGAAGCCCAUUCUGCAAGUGGACAGCUAUGUCUUUGCUGGAGAGUAUGAAGACACUCUUGGGACCUGUGUUAUAUUUGAAGAAAAUGUUGAACAUGUGGAUGCAGAAGGCAAUAAUAAAACAGUGCUAAAAUAUAAAUGCCACACAAUGAAGAAGCUCAGCAUGACAAGAACUCUUCUGACAGAAAAGAAGGAAGGAGAAGAAAACAUAGGUGGUGUGGAAUGGCUGCAAAUCAAGGAAAAUGAUUUCUCCUGUAGACCCAACAUGAUUUGUAGUUUUCUGCAUGAAAAUGAAGAGGAUGAAGUUGUAGCUCCAGACCCAGAUAAAUCUUUGGAGUUGGAAGAGCAAGAGAUUCAAAUGAAAGAUAAUUCAAACCUGAGUUAUGAACAGGAGAAACCACCGAACUUGGAUAUAGAGGAUUCUGGUCCUCUUAUUGAUAUCCCUUCUGAGACAGAAGGCUCUGUUUUUAUGGAAACUCAAGAAACUGCCUUAGAAAUCACUCCUAGAUGAAAUGUUUCUCAUAAAAACUAGUCAUGAACUUUUUAGAGUUUUUAUAUAAAAUAACUGGCUUUGUAGUUUUCAGUUCACAAUUUUAUUAUUUUUGUUGGCUAUAUACACAUUUCCAAUUAUAAUAUAGUUUAAUAUACUAGAAUCAUUAAGGACCAGAUACGAGUUUUUAAAAAUAUGGUUUCAAUGACUAUAGGGACCCUUCUGUGAUGAGUCCUUUAAAAUGGGGGUUUUACUAAGGUAAGUGUGAGUUUCUAUUGCAGCCACCACAAAUUACCACAGACUUAGUGGCUAAAGUGUAUUAAGCUACAUAAGUGUAUUGUCUUAUAGUUUUGUAGGUCAGCCAUCUGAUAUGGGUCUCACCUGGGCUAAAAUCAAGGUAUUUGCAGAGCUUCAUUCUCUUCUGGACGUGGCGUGGGGGACUCCAUUUCCUUGUUCAUUCAGUUGUUGGCAGAAUUCAGUUCUUUGCAGCUGAAGGAUCACGGUCCCAUUCCCUUGCUGUUGGCUGAGAGCCAUGCCCAGCUUCUAGAGGCUGCCUGCAUUCCUUCACUCAUGGUCCCCUUCUCUUCAAAGCCAGCAAUGGUCAAGUCCCUCUCAGUCUUUGAAUCUCUCCUGCUUCUUCCAUAAUCUUAUUGAUGAUGGACCCUUCUGCCUUCUUUUAAAGGUCCAUUUGAUUACACUGGGCACAUCUGGGUAACUUCCCUAUUUUAAGGUCUAUAACCUUAAUUCCAUCUGCAAAGUCCCUUUUGCCAUGUAAUUUAAACAGGCAUAAAACUGAGAAUUAUGGCAUGAAAAUAUUUAGGGGGCCAUUUUCCAGUCUACCAAAGUCAGUAUUACUCCUGAGAAUAGAAAAAGAAUUCAGAAGUGCUUAAGGGUGAAGGUACAGUUCUGAUAUUCCAGCUGUAAUUUCACUUCUUUCCCACUGAAGAAAGAUGAUUGGAAUUCA